GAUAUCAAAGUACUGUCGCGAAGUUGUAAACUUCCGGUAUAUUUUGACAGCUGAUUCACGUGGUUAAUUUGAAGUCGCUUCAGUUGCCAUUAGAAAACCACUUUGUAAUUGAAAACGAUAUAUAUAGUUUCAAAAUGGCUGGAAUUACAGAGGCACAGCUGAAAUUAGUCGCAGAUCUUGAAAUGGAAAUGAUGGCAGACAUGUACAAUAGGAUGAGUACAACCUGUCAGAAAAAAUGCAUACCUGCUCGAUAUAAAGACUCUGACCUAACAAAAGGAGAGACUGUGUGUAUAGACAGAUGUGUAGGUAAAUAUAUGGAAAUUCACGACAGAAUCGGUAAAAAAUUAACACAAAUGUCACAGCAAGACGAGGAACGUGUAAAACAGUUACAAGCACAGAUGCAACAAUGAUGAAGAUUUCUAAUUAGUGAUUUUUUUAAAUGAUAUAGAACUCAAGAGGGCGACAAGUGUGUUCAAAAAUGCAGCCAAUGAGAUAUGAUUGUUAACUAAUAUCUUAACUGGAUAAGAGAGAGAGAGU
Messenger RNA from Ruditapes philippinarum (Manila clam), 537 nucleotides. RefSeq names its product mitochondrial import inner membrane translocase subunit Tim10-like. Lineage: Eukaryota; Metazoa; Mollusca; Bivalvia; Venerida; Veneridae. Bases 135 to 410 code for a protein of 91 amino acids. The record is from RefSeq and is a predicted model, not a curated record. Gene Ontology annotation, biological process: protein insertion into mitochondrial inner membrane. Gene Ontology annotation, cellular component: mitochondrial inner membrane. The transcript has 2 exons.